Messenger RNA from Gamsiella multidivaricata, 884 nucleotides. Its product is annotated as ubiquitin-conjugating enzyme/RWD-like protein. The record is from RefSeq and is a predicted model, not a curated record. Lineage: Eukaryota; Fungi; Mortierellomycota; Mortierellomycetes; Mortierellales; Mortierellaceae. Bases 254 to 706 code for a protein of 150 amino acids. The transcript has 8 exons.
UGCAUGAAAAAGCAGCCGAGCUGGAGAUCGAGUCUGCAGAUCGGUGUGGGGUCAGAUGCCUCGGCGAUAUUGUUCGAUCAUAUUUUGUCUUGCAGGAGGAUUUGUUGUCGAUCAGUAGUACAGCUAUUGUCCUUAUGAAUAUCAGUAUCAUGAAGGCUAGCUCAUUCCCUCCUUCCUUCCUUCCUUCAACUCGGGACAUACUCGACAGAUCAACAAAAAGGCUCUCAAAACAACAUAACAUAGCGUACACAACAUGGCAAAACCGAUGUUUGCCCGUCGUCUUGCAAAGGAGCUCAAAGACCUGGCGAUGAACCCACCAGCAGGAGUCGAUAUCAUUGACGCAAACGACUUCAAGGUUUGGAAAUUGGGUCUUGCAGGGGCUCCAGGAACCCUUUACGAGGGAGAGAAGUUCCAGCUUGAGUUCAACUUUGGGCCGAACUACCCUCUAGAAUCUCCUCAGGUACUCUUUGUCGGCGAUAAUGUGCCCAUUCACCCACAUAUCUACAGCAAUGGCCACAUCUGUCUGGACGUUCUGUACAACCAUUGGAGCCCCGUACAGACAGUAGCAUCCAUAUGUCUGUCUCUCCAGUCCAUGUUGUCCAGUUGUACUAGCAAGGAGCGGCCCCCAGACAAUGCCACAUACGUCAAAACCGCCAGGGCAAAUCCCAAGCACACUGCAUGGGCAUUCCACGAUGACACUGUUUGAGGGCAUACGUGGGAUAAUCAGCUGCGGCGGAUUAUGCCCAAGCAAGCCAUUCCUGAACAUGGGCAAAGAAUCCUUCAAUCAAAACAUCGAACAAGGAACUUAUGCGUAGAUCAGGAACACAAAGCAAAAUGCCAAUAAAAAGAGGGGUGUAUGUGCAUCAGGUGUAAAAACCAAGGCG